Cuculus canorus (common cuckoo) is the source of this 3041-nucleotide messenger RNA. It is a transcript of the gene FBXO15, whose product is annotated as F-box protein 15. Gene Ontology annotation, molecular function: protein binding. Bases 752 to 2062 code for a protein of 436 amino acids. The record is from RefSeq and is a predicted model, not a curated record. The transcript has 9 exons. Lineage: Eukaryota; Metazoa; Chordata; Aves; Cuculiformes; Cuculidae.
AGAAUUCUAAAUCAAACAUAUUAUUUUAGCUAAUUUACAGCUUUUUGAAGGAUCGUUUCUAAAUUCUCUUUGGAAUAAAUGCCCUAACUGCUUUGGGCUUAGACUGUGAGUUAUUUCAUAUAAGAGCUGCAAGUUUUGGCACAGUUGCCUCUGUUAGUGCAACUAAGAUUCUGAGUUUUAAUACGAAGCUUAGAGUAUUGGCAUUGUUGUCAUUCUAUGCUUGAAAGGUAUACACUUUUGGAGUAAAGUAUUAUAAAUUGGCUAGUGUUGUAAGUGACAUAGUGGCACAUUGACAAGAGAUGUAGCUGAGGUGUUGACUUUCGCAGCUUGUAUUUUCAGUGGUGAUUUUGAUGCUACCAUACUAUCAUGCUGUAAAAAUAUAGAGUAUAAAAUACGCUGUUUUUUAAACUCUGCAGUUACCAGAUGCUACUCAAAAGGAGAUGAGAUUUAUGUCAAAACAGAAAUUAUUGUAGCUUGUCUCCAGGUUAUGUUGUGCUGCUGUGUUUAGGCCGGCACCUCCAUUUCAGGCAGUCUUACAGAUGCACAGAAACGUUAAUGUUGGUAAUUAUUAAUGUUGCUAAUUCUGAUUUUGAAUUUCACGUCUUUCUGUUGACAUGAAUGAAAACUGUAUGAAACCCCUGAGCACAUGUUGCUUGAAGAUUUUGAUGAGAUAGAGCAUGAUCUUACUGUUUAACUAGGACACUUGUGUCCUGGUACAUCCUGAGGCCUGACACCACAGUCAGGAGAAGACAUGCCACCAGAAAUGCUGCUGAAGAUAUUUUCCUAUUUGGAUGCUGUGUCCUUGUUGUGUGUUGGUUGUGUGAAUAAGCACUUCUAUCAUCUGGCCAAUGACAAUGGAAUCUGGCUGAAAAUCUAUUCCAAUUGUUUUCAACCAAAAAAGACAAUUUGGGCAACAAACUCUGAACAAACAGAAACUGUUUCCUUGGGCUAUGCAGCUUUACAUAAUAGAAAGCCUGGGUACUGGAAGAAAGAAUACAUCUUCAAGCAAAUAGCUGCUGUCAAAACUAGAGUAAUGCAACUUGUUAAACCUGUAGAUCCUUAUACAGGUCUUCCAUGUAGAAACAGAGAAGCUAUAAAAGCCUUUGGCUUGAGCUGGAUAAUUGUUCUGAAAGACAAAAAUGGAAAGGAAUAUGUAAUAAAAAAGGCAAAGCUAUCAUUUAAGGACACAUCUGUGACUAUACGUUGGCAUAGUAUGAAUUGGCCAUGCUUGGACAUCCUGUCAACCCUAAAACUAUUUGGAGUUACACCAUUGUUUCCUGACCAAAGCAGACCUUCCAGCAAGGAUGGACCUCAUCGACGUUCCUUAAUUGCUGAAUACCAUCUUGCUAACCUGACUGAAAGUAGUGUAGCACUUGGUGCUGAUAAGCUUGUCCAGCUCUUUAAUCUGAAUCCAGGACUCUUAAUAGGACUUUGGAAGGAGAAAAAUGAAAUUGCUUUUGUUACGGCAAGUCUUCAUUAUUAUCAACUUCUUGAGAGAAGCAUUUUGGGUUCUGCUACUGUUGAAUAUACCCUUCCACCUAAUAAACCUGUAUUGGAUGAUAUUGAUCCAGAAUAUGGGCUGCAUAACUAUGAUCUGCACCUUGAUAUGCAUGGCGGAAGCUGGACCUUCCUGUGUGGAACAUUCAAGAAUCUCUUCUGCAGAAAAGAUGACAUUGAAAAUGGAUAUUUGAGGCUCACAGUUAUAAGCUUAAAGGAUAAUACGAAGCACUUGCCUCUUAUUGGGACAGUUGGCUUUUCCUGGGAAACAGAUGUGUUUAAAGGCAAUGUAAAGGACUGCUAUGUGAUGGAUGUCUCUCUCUUGGAUGAAAAUGAAAAGCCCUUCUGGUGUUUCAGUGCCCCAGCCUACAUCAGACCAUCUUCCAGGGCAUGCAGCCUCUUUGACUACAUGGGUCAUAUGUAUACCACAGACUAUGCAGACUCGGAGGGUAAAGUCUGUUUUGAGUUGGUAUGGUUGGAAGAAACAAAGGAGUAUUUUAUAGUCAAUCUGGUGCUUUAUAUAAGCAUCAAAAAGGUAAAUAAGUGGUAUGGAACAAAUUACUGACUAAUUUCCUUGCUUUAAGGACAAACAAACGAAAAACCCCACAUUAAACUUUUGAUGCUUAAAAUUGAUAGCAACAAGCAAGACUGUUCCUGAAAGUUUUGUUACUGAAAAAAACCUGAAAGGCAUGAUUGCAAUUACGUAAUUGUUUUUUAAUUGGCAUUGAAGGGAUUGAAGAGACAUGUUGAUAUAAAUUAAUGUUUUUAUUCUUUGUUGAACGUCCCAUGGAUAGUCUGUUUCUGGUACUGAGUAUAUUGAAAUUCUUUUUAGGAAUAUUUUUCUUUAUAGGUUUUUGUUGCUAUAGUUAAUGAAUUGCUUCUUGUGAGAGUUAUACUGUGAAGAUACCUUUCCUUACAUAAGCUACACGUUUUUUUGAGAACAUUGACUUUUAUGCCUAGUAGUAAAACAGCAUGUGUGCUGUUCCCUUCAGAUUCGUUAGAGUAUUAUUGGUAAAUAACAGGUUUUGACAGGUUUUGUUAAAUGCAGAAACACUCUUUUUCAGAAAAUACUUCACUUAUAUGUGUUGUAGUAGAGGAUCUAAAAGGCAGACAGAGAGUCACAGAUAUCAACAAUAAGUCAGUUAAGGCAUUUCUCAAGAAAAUCACAUACUAAUUGCUUAUGAAAUUUCUUCACAUUUUGGGUUGUACUGUUUUCCCAUGUUCUAACCUUCAGGUUUGAGCCUAGAUACUUGCCUCAUGUAUUGCCUUAUGACUAAGUGUCUUAAUUAUUAACACAGCUGAGCUCAUGUCUGCUCUUACUGAAUGUACAUAACAUUGAGAUUUUUUGGAAACAAUGCUUCUCUGACACCAUUUAUCUACCAAUAAAUAUUCAUAUAAAAAUUGAAUGUCUGUGUCUGAUGGUUCAGUUCCCUGAAGAAACUUCAGGACCAAAUCUUCUACUCCAUGUAUAAAAAAAAAAUGAAUUACAUGAUACUGGGGCUCCAUUGUCAAUACGUAGUGUGUUACAAACCACAGAAAAUUUG